AUGCAUUACACUACCAUCCUUAGCACUAUCCUUUCUCUGGCUGUUGCCACCAGCGCCAAUGCUGCAGCACUCAACCCCCGCGCCACGCGCAAGGCCAACGAGUUCGUUAGCGACAACUGUGCUCAAGGAACCGCCUCUUACGAACACAACAGCGGCUUCAUUAACGAUGUCACCAUGGAUGACACUAGUAACUCUGUUUACUUCGCUGCGGGUCCGUGGUUCUACUAUGAUGGCAAGACUGAGAAUGGUGGUUCUUGCACAGGAAACCUUUUGGGAUCUUGGGCUAAUGAUAAUGAUCACCCUUGUGUUAAUUUGAACCAACGAGGUGGUGAUUCUCGUCGCAUCAGAUGUGUCCGAUGGAACAACGGUAUCUAG
Messenger RNA from Fusarium odoratissimum NRRL 54006, 375 nucleotides. RefSeq lists its product as uncharacterized. NCBI's taxonomy places the organism in Eukaryota, Fungi, Ascomycota, Sordariomycetes, Hypocreales, Nectriaceae. The transcript is spliced from 2 exons. Bases 1 to 375 code for a protein of 124 amino acids. The record is from RefSeq and is a predicted model, not a curated record.